AUGCCUUCCCACCCUUCACGUGCAUCAACUUACAAUACUGGGAACAAGGCAAAGAAGUUCGACAUGAACCAGAUUGCUGCAAAGUUCGUAUUUGAGCUUCACCAGCUGUUGAAUUCGGGGAUGUUUGCUGUUAUUCUGUGGAUGCGAAAGCCCGAAUUUCGAAGUCAACGAAACAAUCCGGAAGAUAUCGGAGACUGA
Opisthorchis viverrini is the source of this 198-nucleotide messenger RNA. RefSeq lists its product as hypothetical. The coding region runs from base 1 to 198 and encodes 65 amino acids. The record is from RefSeq and is a predicted model, not a curated record. NCBI's taxonomy places the organism in Eukaryota, Metazoa, Platyhelminthes, Trematoda, Opisthorchiida, Opisthorchiidae. The transcript has 2 exons.